GCCCCCUUGCCACGGUCCACCUGCCCGCCGUGGGUUAAGGCGGGGAGGCCUGAGAGCCGGGCAAGGGCUGUCGCACAUGCGCCUUGAGGGAAGAUGGCACCUGCCGGCUGCUGCUGCUGCUGCUUCUGGGGCGGCGCUGUGGCCGCGGCGGGCGCCGCCCGGCGUGUCCUGCUGCUGCUGCUGCUGGGGGUCCUGUCCGCCGGGCCGCGGCCGGGCGCCCUGGCCACCGAGCACUACUCGCCGCUCUCCCUGCUCAAGCAGGAGCUGCAGCACCGGCAGCAGCAGGAGGCCCCGGCGGGCGGCGGCGGCUGCAGCCCGCAGUCCGGGGACUGGGGGGACCAGUACUCUGCCGAGUGCGGCGAGUCAUCCUUUUUGAACUUCCAUGACUCAGACUGUGAACCCAAGGGAUCAUCACCCUGUGACUCCUUGCUUUCCCUCAACACUGAAAAGAUUCUGAGCCAGGCCAAGUCUAUUGCAGAACAGAAGAGAUUCCCAUUUGCCACUGAUAAUGACAGCACAAAUGAAGAGUUAGCUAUUGCUUAUGUCUUGAUUGGCAGUGGUCUGUAUGAUGAAGCAAUACGGCAUUUUUCAACAAUGCUUCAGGAGGAGCCUGAUCUGGUUAGUGCAAUUUAUGGCCGAGGGAUAGCCUAUGGAAAGAAGGGACUACAUGACAUUAAGAAUGCUGAGCUUGCUCUGUUCGAACUGAGCCGAGUAAUUACCUUGGAACCAGAUCGUCCAGAGGUAUUUGAGCAGCGAGCAGAAAUUCUGUCCCCUCUGGGACGAAUUAAUGAAGCAGUGAAUGACCUCACUAAAGCUAUCCAACUGCAGCCCUCAGCACGGCUGUACAGACAUCGGGGAACCCUGUACUUCAUAUCAGAGGACUAUGCAACAGCCCAUGAAGACUUUCAGCAGUCCUUAGAACUGAACAAAAACCAGCCUAUAGCUAUGCUAUACAAAGGUUUAACUUUCUUUCACAGAGGACUUCUGAAGGAAGCUAUUGAAUCCUUCAAAGAAGCUUUGAAGCAGAAAGUUGACUUUAUUGAUGCAUAUAAAAGUCUAGGGCAGGCGUAUAGAGAACUGGGCAAUUUUGAAGCAGCCACUGAGAGCUUUCAAAAGGCACUGUUGCUCAACCAAAAUCACGUGCAAACCCUCCAGCUCCGGGGAAUGAUGCUCUACCACCACGGCAGCUUACAGGAAGCCCUUAAGAACUUUAAGCGGUGUCUGCAGCUAGAGCCAUAUAAUGAAGUGUGCCAGUAUAUGAAAGGGCUCAGCCAUGUUGCCAUGGGACAGUUUUAUGAAGGGAUAAAAGCACAAACAAAAGUUAUGCUGAAUGAUCCUCUCCCAGGCCAGAAGGCUAGCCCUGAGUAUCUUAAAGUGAAGUAUCUCCGAGAGUAUUCUCGAUAUCUUCAUGCACACCUUGAUACCCCGCUUACGGAAUAUAACAUUGAUGUGGAUCUGCCUGGAAGCUUUAAGGACCACUGGGCUAAAAAUCUGCCUUUCCUCAUAGAAGACUACGAAGAGCAGCCAGGGUUGCAACCCCACAUAAAAGAUGUGUUACAUCAGAAUUUUGAGAGUUACAAGCCGGAAGUACAGGAGCUGAUUUGUGUGGCUGAUCGUUUGGGAUCCUUGAUGCAAUAUGAAACACCUGGUUUCCUGCCAAACAAGAGAAUACACAGAGCUAUGGGUUUGGCCGCAUUAGAGGUCAUGCAAGCCGUGCAGCGUACAUGGACCAACUCGAAAGUUCGAAUGAAUGGAAAGACACGGUUGAUGCAGUGGAGAGACAUGUUUGACAUUGCAGUUAAAUGGAGAAGGAUUGCCGACCCAGACCAGCCCGUGCUGUGGUUAGAUCAAAUGCCAGCACGAAGUCUUAGCAGAGGUUUUAACAACCACAUCAAUUUAAUCAGGGGUCAGGUGAUCAACAUGAGAUACCUAGAAUAUUUUGAGAAAAUACUUCAUUUUAUUAAAGACAGAAUUCUUGUUUAUCAUGGAGCUAAUAAUCCUAAAGGAUUGCUGGAAGUUCGGGAAGCCCUGGAAAAGGUACACAAAGUAGAAGACCUUCUUCCGAUUAUGAAGCAGUUUAAUACUAAAACGAAGGAUGGGUUCACCGUGAACACAAAAGUUCCCAGCCUUAAAGACCAAGGGAAGGAAUAUGAUGGAUUCACAAUCACCAUUACAGGAGACAAAGUUGGCAAUAUAUUAUUUUCUGUGGAAACUCAAACCACAGAAGAAAGGACACAAUUAUAUCAUGCUGAAAUAGAUGCACUUUAUAAAGAUUUGACAGCAAAAGGAAAAGUAUUGAUUCUUUCAUCAGAAUUUGGGGAGGCUGAUGCUGUCUGCAACUUAAUCUUAUCCUUAGUUUAUUACUUUUAUAAUUUAAUGCCACUCUCUCGAGGAUCCAGUGUAAUCGCUUACUCGGUCAUCGUGGGAGCACUGAUGGCAAGUGGAAAAGAAGUAGCAGGAAAAAUUCCCAAAGGGAAGUUAGUCGACUUUGAAGCUAUGACAGCCCCUGGUUCAGAGGCCUUUAGCAAAGUUGCCAAAAGCUGGAUGAACUUGAAAAGUAUUUCACCUUCUUAUAAGACUCUUCCGUCAGUAUCAGAAACGUUUCCAACGUUAAGAUCGAUGAUUGAGGUGCUAAACACAGACUCUUCUCCACGUUGUCUUAAGAAACUCUAGUUCUGCUGCUGUAUUUAUACAAGUAAAGGGCCGGACCUCUUGCUUCUUAAGUUAUUUUUUAAAACAUGGAAUUAUAAAGAAAUUAGGUCCUCUAUUACUUUUGAUACCAAUUUUUGAUAGGAAUUGAAUACUUGAAAUCAUUUUCUUUACUUUUCUGAACCAUAAUGAAAAUCAUGAAAGAGGCUUUUGGGGGAAAAAGCUACUUGGAGGGAGAGUGUGUGUAUUAGCCAGCAGCCUGUUGGUUUCCACUUAUAAAGUCAUAUAACUCCUUCCUUACAGUAAAAAAAAUUUUCCUCAACAACUAAAAAAUAAUAAUGAAGAGGAACAAAAGCAAAACCAAAUAGGAGUGUUCGUAUUCCUUUAGAGAUUUGGAUAUUUUUCAAAGACUUUCUUUUUACGCACAUUGUGAUAGAGCAUCUUUUGUUGACUCACGUAACCUCCAUGUGUGGGUCCUUCGUUUUAUUAGAACCAUGGAAGAAGGUUCCUGGGCCAUCGGUAUGUGUUGCAGAGCUCACAGCCAGGAACACUUGUUUUGAACAAUGCAGACAGUAUUUGCCAAUGUCCCAAAUGCUGAAUUAUUGAACCAUGUUUUUUUUCCUUUGUUGAAAAAAAUAAACCGGGGUGAUUUCUAUAAAUCACCAGUUUUUGGCAUUGGA
Molecule: messenger RNA, 3329 nt
Organism: Symphalangus syndactylus (siamang)
Lineage: Eukaryota; Metazoa; Chordata; Mammalia; Primates; Hylobatidae
Gene: TTC13
Product: tetratricopeptide repeat domain 13
Molecular function (GO): protein binding
Source: RefSeq, a predicted model, not a curated record